UCGAAUCGGUGCCGCGCGCGCAGGAAGGCUGAUGAUCAUCACAGAGUCGUCACGUCACGGAUCCGCAGCGACCGAUAGAGAUGCUGAGGUGACAGGCAGAAGGAGAAAAGGGACGACCACAUAUCAGACAUAUUUCACCCUCCGCUCGUUUAUCUCGCACCAACCGACCGCGACCACCUCCGUCACCGCCUCCACCUCCACCACCGCCUCCACCUCUCCUCCAUGGACGUUCCGCUCGCUAUGGGAUUCCGCUCGAUGUCGUCCCCGCCGCCUCUAAACGUAGCGGAUUUUUUGUAACCACACCCGGCUCUUCAUUGGAUCAAGGAUUGGCAGCAAAGACCCAAGGGUUCUCCAUCAAGGCCCAAAUGCCCGUCCAAGUCUGAGGCCACUGGUCGAGGGGGGAAGCAGUGAGGACAGCGUCCCUGGUCCACAGACGGGAUGAGCGGGGGAGCGGAGCAAACUGACAUCCUAAGCGUGCUCUCCCUGGUCAAGGAACGAUGGAAAGUGGUGAAGAAGAUCGGGGGCGGUGGGUUCGGGGAGAUCUACGAGGCGCUGGACCUGCUGACGCGGGUCAGCGUGGCGCUGAAGGUGGAGUCGGCCCAGCAGCCCAAACAGGUGCUCAAGAUGGAGGUCGCCGUGCUCAAGAAGCUCCAGGGUAAGGACCAUGUGUGUCGCUUUGUGGGAUGUGGCCGCAACGACCGCUUCAACUACGUGGUGAUGGAGCUUCAGGGUCGUAACCUGGCAGACCUGAGGAGGAGUAUGACCCGGGGAACCUUCAGCAUCAGCACCACCCUGCGUCUGGGCCGCCAGAUCCUGGAGGCCAUAGAAAGCAUCCACUCUGUCGGCUUCCUGCAUCGUGACAUCAAACCAUCCAACUUCGCAAUGGGCCGCUUCCCUAGUACCUGUCGGACCUGCUACAUGCUGGACUUUGGUUUAGCUCGCCAGUUCACCAACUCUUGCCAGGAGGUCCGACCUCCCCGUCCAGUGGCAGGGUUCAGGGGAACAGUCCGCUAUGCAUCUGUCAAUGCUCACAAGAAUAAGGAGAUGGGUCGUCACGAUGACCUGUGGUCUCUCUUCUACAUGCUGGUGGAGUUUCUGGUCGGUCAGCUGCCGUGGAGGAAGAUCAAGGACAAAGAACAUGUGGGGAAGCUGAAGGAUACUUACGACCAUCGUCUGAUGCUCAAACACUUGCCGGCAGAGUUUGGCGUGUUCUUGGAGCACAUCUCAAGCCUCGACUAUUUCACGAAGCCGGACUACCAGCUGCUGAUGUCAGUGUUUGACAACAGCAUGAAAACCUACAAUGUCGUGGAGAAUGACCCUUAUGACUGGGAGCGAACCAGCACUGAUGGCACUUUGACAAUCAGUGCCAGUGCCACAACACCGCAACAUCACACUCGCCUCACUCCGGCACACAUGGGCAUGGCAAAUGCCUCUCUGAUCCCUGGCGACCUGAUGAGGGAAAACACAGAUGAGGUUCUGCAGGAUGAACAGCUCAGCGACGUGGAGAACAACCCCGCUCCCGAGCGCCUGCCGGGCUCUCCCCUCCACCCGCACCGCAACCAGGAGGCUGACGUCUGGGAGGAGCUGGAUCGCAACCGUAACCGCAUCAGGACAGCAGUGUGGAAGGGGGCAACGGAGGAGGAACACAGCAACAACCAGGGCAACCACGGGCACCAGAGCCCCUAUGCUGGGCCAAGCCUGGGCUCCCCAGUCAAACUGCCCUCUGAGGUGGUGGCUUCAGACCGUGAUGGCCCCCUGCUGAGGAAGCUCCGCAACAUUCACAGUUUUGAGCUGGAGAGGAGGCUUGGUCUGGAGUCCAAGCCCAGUCCAGACCGCUUUGUGGAGGCCUGCUCAGGGAAGCAGCAGCUUGGCGCCCAGCACCAGGAGAAGGAGGCUGACGGGCCUGCGAUCAUCCCAGUAACUCAGGGUCAAGCUGUACCUGCCGGGGAGCGGCCUGAUAGGGUCUGGCACUACGAUGAGGAGUUCUUGUCUGGCGGUGGCUCUCCUAAGCCGGCAUCCUCUGGAUCUCUGGAGCAGGGAGAGGGGGCAGCCAGCAGUGGGGGCUUUGUGGCCCUCAAUCUGAGCUCUGGGAGGCAGGACGUUGACUCAAGGGAGUGGGUGAUGGUGGAGCGGCCUGGUGGCUCUCCAGGAGCCAAGGUUACAACCAGCCCCUCGGAGGAGGAUGAGGAGCCGGAGGUGCUCCAGCCGGGGGAUCAGUCUCCUGGAUGGGAAAAGGGCAGUCCAAGCCCUAACUCUGGUAAAACCAAACAAGAAAGCAUGGCUUCCUCCAAGGGAAGCACAAAAGUGGACAAGUUGGAGCUUAGCGUGGGCCCUGUGGGGGCUCUGCCUCCCAUCACUCCAACCAGCCCAGCUGAAGCUCUGGCUGAGGGAGUCCUCACCCAGCUCCCCACCUCUCCUCCAUCCCUGCCUGAGGAGGUGGCGAUCCGGACAUCAAGCCCCAUCCCUCUGCGCUCUCCCAGCCCUCACACACUCCUGACCACCCUGUCGGACCCGUUGCACCUGCGCCAGCCACCGAACAUGAGGCGCAGCCAGUCCGUCGACCAUCAGCAACAGGAGCGCCCCUCCUCCUCCUCCUCCUGCCACGCCUCCCUACCACUACCACCAAACCCCGCCCCCGGCACCUGCUCACCCAGUCGCAGGAAACUGCCGGCCAUCCCGGCGGGCGCUGCCAACGCCAAGUUUCCCUCUGUCAUACGCAUCACUCGCGCCCAGCUUCAGCAGCUGACAGCUCAGCGUCCCUCUGGGCUGUCCUCGCAGUCAGGAUCAGACAGUGCUCCACAGUGCCUCCUGCUGGAGAGGCGUGGUGAAGCUGAAGCUGAGGCUCAGCAGAUGCAGGAGCACACAGCGGACAUCAGUUCACCCCAGGACCAUGUGCCCACCCAUCCAGGGACACCCACAGACCCCCUGGCUGAGAUGCUGGUCAAUGGAGACAUCCACAGCAAAGCUCAAAGCCCCGCGUCAAACCGUGUGUCUUCCCCACGCUCCCCCCGUUCUCCACUCCCGCCUCCUCUGCGCUCACCUUCCUCUCCACGCUCUCCACGCUCUCCCCACUCUCCCCACUCUCCUCGCUCCCCUCGCAGCCCUGAUCUUGCCAACGGCCACCUCUCUCCUCCUGUUAACAGCCAAAGGGAUUUAAGUAACGGAGCAUUCCCCAAACUGAAAGACCCUGAGAAUGAUCCCGGCCCGACUCCCUGUGCCACAGAGCCUCAGCUAGAAGAUGGGAGCAGAGAUGUGAACCACGUCCCAGAUCAGACCAACGGACCCACUUCCUCCCCGGCUGCCCCCCGUAAGGACCCUAGUCGAAGGCAAAGUCGCAUCCCAGUCCUGGAGCCCUCCAGCCUGCUGGAGCUCCCUCCUCCAGGGUCUGCUAAGGAGAAACUCCUGCAGAAGAAAGCUAACCACCCGGGCCCAGUCCCCUCCCCCACUGCCUCACCAUCCCUCUCUGAUAGGCGUGGCCCCAUGGUGGCCUCCCUCGCCCGGGACCCACUGUCCUCCACAUCUGACCGCUCUCAGGACGAGGACUCUCUCAUGGGCUCCCGUUCUGACCGCCAGGGAGACGAUGCUCCUUCCCUCUCCUCCUCCUCCAGCCCUCUGUCCCGCAAGAGCAGGAUCCCUCGCCCCGUUCACCCAGCUACGUCUGCUGAGCAGCUGGCUGCGCAAUUCUUGCCGCGCCCACCCCCUGGAAAGCCACCUUGCCGCCCCACAGUGGAGGGCAGGCUUAGGCGUUACCGCAUCCGAGCCGGCAGCAACAGUGACUCAGACCUCCUGACAUGCCUUGCUCAACUGAUGCAUGGCUCCCGUGGCUCCCCCCUCCACCACCGCUCCGCAGCCCAGCACGGAGGCUCCAGGAUGGGCAUCUGCAGCCUGACGAGCUCCCCACACCACCACCGCAGCUCCAGCGCUUCCCCGCGCAGCUCCUCCUCCCUGCAGCGCUCUGUCAGCUCCUCGCCCUCCCGCCACGAGCACCGCGGUGGCGGGGGAGGGGGUUGCCUGGGCCGCAGCCGCUCGCCCCCCAGCUUCUCCGGCUCGCCACCCCCCCGCCGCUUCUACCCUCACCACCAGGAGACUUGCUGCAGCCGCCAGGCUCGCACGGGCCCCUUCCACCUGUCCAGGGGGAAAGGCUGCAGCCGAGAGGGCAAGUGCUCCAGCAAGCUGAGCAGAUAGUUGCCCACCAAGCUGCGCUGCCACAGCAGAGGAGACUCCUGUUAAAAUAGGGUAGACCGCAGUCAGGAUACAAGCCUUCCUGUAAUCUUCCUGUACAACUUUCCCUUUUUGAACCUUACACUUGUCUCGCUGUUUCCCACUGUUCUCUUCACUUCUAUUUGCACACAGGAUUUGUCAUUAAUUUAUGUGCCCAGCUUUAAAGGGGUACUCCAGCGAUUUAGUAUUGCACUUCCAUAGUUUUUGGACUUGUUUGAAAAAGAAUGAUCAAUAUUUGUGCAGCAGAAGCCAAUAUAUCCUGACUUUUAGUCGGUUAAACUCUAAGAAUGUUGGUUCCUACUAGGGAUGCACCGAUAUGGACUUUUUCAACCGAUACCAAUAACCGAUAAUUACCUGCUUCUCAUGGCCGAUAACCAACGAUAACCGACAAUUUCACAUAUUUGUUUUUAAAACGAGGUGUAAAUCCUGUACUGUAUGUCCACCUGAGGGUAAGAAAGGCUCAGAUGUAAUGAGAAUAUGGAUGAUUUAAUAUUCCAUAACCUUGACCGAACCAAAUCAAACUGACAUCACUAUUAACACAACAAAAACAAAGAACAGUUCUGACUUUUCCAUACCUGCUAAAAUUAGGCUGUGAAAAAGAUAGAGAUUUUUUGGGGUGUUGUCAAAUGGCCUACCCUCAAUGCCCCUGCCCCCAUACAACCCUACACUACAGAUGAAUAUGAUAAAUGAAUAUAAAAUGUCUCUAAAUCAGUUUUAAAUUUAUAGGUAACGGUAAGAGAGAGGGAGAUUAUGAAGCCCAGUGUUACUGUGUAAUUCUCUGGUGUAUUAAUAAAGUGUAUAAACUACACUGCAGAGUGAAGUCUCUACUAACAGAGACAAGGGAUGUUCCUGGCGACUAAUUUCCUUACUCGAGCAUUACCACGGGGAGAGGGACUGCUGUCUGACGGCUCUGUAGCACCCACUAGUGGUGGGCGGCUGCAUGACAAUUAAGCAGCCUUGUACACAAAUAAAACACGAAUAGGUUUAACCGACAAAUAUUUCUGGUGCUGAUUAGCAAGGGGGCAGAUGUUUAAUCGGAUUAGACGAUUAAUCACACGCAUCCCUAACAGAGACAAACACUGACAGAUGACUCAUAUAAUCAUCACAGGUCUGCGUUGCAUCUGGUGUAUGAAAUGUUUAUGUCGUCACACUGCAACACACCCAGGCGCCAUCUCACCCUCCCACGAUAGACUAGCCUACAGCCACCAAGCAGAAUAACGAUGCGCUAUUGAUUCACCUCACACAUUACACUCUGGAGACGACCCUUCAGAGCUGUUUCAGAGAUCAGAGAUCAGACCCUUGGCGCAAUUCUGUUGUCUUCCUCUGGAACUGUGAAAGACAUCCGCACUGCAACAUGUUUUGCCCUCUAGACAGCGUGCUGCAGUUGUAGUUGUUCUUCGUCUUUGUGUUUAUUGGCGGCUCUCAAACCAAGUUUAAAGGUACCUGUACGGCCACCCACUGUGUCGGGUGUGUAGAUGCUGCCCUUGUUAGGUCAGUGAAAGCAGUGGGGCUUUGUAUUAUCGGUGCUAUUUAUUGGCUAGAACUUUAAUUAUCGGAAUAAUGUGUAAUUAUAAAAAUGUUCCAUUAUCAGCCCUUUAUAUAUAUAUAUAUAUAUGUAUAUAUAGUGCAUCCCUAGUCCCUACAUUUCCCAUAAUGCAACCACACCUGCAGUUUUUAAUAAAAUUGUUGACAGGCUGAAUAAUCGGUGGAGUGCCCCUUUAUGAGAACUCAUCAGACGAGAUUUUGACAUGUCAGGGUCCUGAUUUUAUUUAUAUCAUGAUGUAGAGCAAAAAAAAAAAAAAGAAACACCUGCAAACUUAAACUGUUAUUUCCCAAUGCAGGCAGAACUAUAAUAUAUAAACCAAUAGCUAGCUGGACCAGUGGGCACAUAAAUAAAUGAAUUUCCUGUCUCUUCAUCCUCAUGCAUCCUGCACCAUGAUAUAAUGUAACUUAUUUAUCCCCAGUAUUAAUGCACUUGGAUUAUACUGAUGGAAUAUCAGUAUAGCUGAUGAUAUCUUAAUUAAAUAUUGGCCUGGGGUUGACUUGGUUAUCUCCUCUGCAUUUGGAGAUCGCAGGCAGGGUUAUAUAAUAAUUUACCUUACGCUACCUGUGAAUGCAUAAAGCCAGAAUUUGUGUACAGUUGUAUUUAUUGAGAUAUUUAUUUUGACGCUUAGCGACGCUUACGAGUCCUACCCUCUUCUGUGUGAUAGUGGAUGUGUGGUUUUGUGUCGCUCACAUUAGUUUUAAAUGUUUAAAAUCGAAGGGAUCACUCCAAAGUGACCCCUUUUGUACAAUCAAUCAUGUCAAGUGCGUGAGGACACACACCUUUUUGUGCCUACUGUGUUGCUACGAGGGAAUCAAACUGUCACACUGACUGAGGGGAUUACAGGCUGUGGUAGCUGUACAGUGGUAGCAGUAGAGAGCUUAAGCGACACAAGGUACAUUACUGAUGAGUAAUGUUCAGACACAGAUGUUUGUCUCAGCAUGUGCCUUGGCACUUUGGGCAGCUUGAGGAUUCACCUUGUUUGUAAUUAGACAAAAACAGGAGCCAAAAACAGACUUGUGCCAGCGGUUAUAAGACGAACCGUUUCACCAGUAUUCUUUGUUAAGGUAGCAACACAAAUGUUUGUAAAUCAAACACAAUUUGAGCAGCAGUUUACUUGAGUAGCUAUUAUUUGUAAUGAAAACAUGGAAAUAUUUCAAGUGAAACCCGUCUUAGCUGCACUCUUAGAAAAAAAGGAGAAUCCUUUUUGGUUCCUGAUCGAAACUUUAUUGAGGUCCCCCCCUUGAACCCUUUCAUAGGGUUCAACCUAGAAUUAAACAGAAGGGUUAUACCUAGAACCAUCUGUGAGAGGUUUCACCCAGAACCCCCUAUGAGAAGUUGUACAAAGAACCCUGGGGUAAUGGUCCCACCCAGAACCCUCCCUUACCCCUUUUCCACCAACAUGGAACAGGUUCUGUCCCGGUUCCUGCACCUAAUUUUGAACUGUUCAGGUUUUUUCGACCAAAUGUAAAUUAGUUCGGAACCUGUAAAGUUGGUUCUCAGCUAGAAACCAAGAAAAAAAAUUCUUAACCAGAAGUGCAAACCGUGAUGACAUUAGUAGGCGUUUUCUACCAAUUGGAAAGAAAGGAUGGAGAAGGCAACAAUGGUGAAAUCAAGUGAGAAAUCUUUAGGAAAAAAGUGUGCAGUGGCCUUAUUAAAAGUUCGUCCAUGCUUGUUUAUGGAUUAAAACCAAUAUUCAUGGGUAAGCAAUGCGAUCCACCAUUUUGCUACUACUGUUAAAGACAUACCUGAUUACAAUGGUGGAAAUAUUGGCUGGUUGGCCAAGUAUCACCAAGGUUCCAAGAAUGCUGAAUGGACCUGGUUCAAGAACCAGAGCUAAUUUGGUGGGAAAACGCUAUUGGGGGGAUCUAUCCAUAACCACGUCCAUCAGCCUUAAGCUUCAUAAAGUUCCUGAAGAGCUGGGGCUGAUGUGGUCCAAUGCAGCCCACAACACUCAUGGUUCUGCUACAGCCUUUACUAUUAUCCAAAUUAGAAUGGAAUACAAAAUGUAUCAGGCACUCUUAAAAUAAAAAAAGAAUUUUCAUACUAUGUGGUAUUGAAUGGCAUGAAGUGAUGGUAGUUGAUAUCUAACUAUGGCAGAACAAUUGAUUAAAGGGAUUCCAGAUGCUUCAAGCCUACAUUUAAAAUACAUGGGUAAAAAUCUAGAUAUUUAAUAGUGAGGAUAUUUUCACAACCAUGCUUUCAGCAAUCCUUGGAGAACUCUUUCUUCAAAAACGAGUUCUUUGGGUGAAAAGGGUUCUUAGUGGAACCCAUCCUCUCUAAAAGGACCCUUGAAAAACCUUUCUUCACAGAACGUUUUUUGUUGGAUGAAAAGAGUUGUUAUUGGGACGCUUAGUCUUACAAUGAGCCCUCGAAGAUCCCUCUCCUCAAAAAGGGGUUCUAUAGAUGAAGGGUUGUUAAUGGAACCCUUAAUCUUAAAAGAACCCUUGAAGAACCCUGUCUACAAAAAAGGGUUCUAUUGAUGAAAAGUUUUUUUAAAGGAACCUCACGUCUCACAAAGAACCCUUGACAAACCCUUUCCCCCAAAAAAGAGUUCUGUGGAAGAGAAGGGCACUCAGUGGAACACUUUGUCUUAAAAAGAACCCUUGAAGAACCCUCUCCUCAAAAAUGGGUUCUAUGGAUGAAAAGGGUUUUUAAUGGAACCCUUCAUCUCACAAAGAACCCUUGAAAAACCCUUUCUUAAGAAAAGUCUUUGAUGGUUGAAAGGGGUUUCUUAAUGGAACCCUGUGUCUCUCAAAUUACCCUUGAAGAACCCUUUCUUCAAAAAAAAAAAAAAGGUUCUAUCAAUGAAAAGGGUUCUUAAUGGAACCCCGCCUCUCCCAAAGAACCCAUGGAAACCCUUUAUUCAAAAAAGUGUUCUAUGGAUUAAAAGGGCACUUAGUGGAACCCUUAGUCUUAAAAAGACCCCCUGAAGAACCCUCUCCUCAACGGAGACCUUAACAGAACCCUGUGUCUCACAGAGAACCCUUGAAGAACCCUUUCUUUGAAAAAAGGGUUCUAUAGAUGAAAAGGCUCUUUAAUGGAACCCUGCAUCUCACAAAGAACCCUUGAAAAACCCUCUUCAAAAAAGUAUUCUAUGGAUGAGAAGGGCACUUAGUGGAACCCUUAGUUCUAAAAAAAAGACCCCUUGAAGAACCCUUUAUUUGAAAAAAGGGUUCUGUUAAUCAAAAGGCUCUUUAAUGGGACCCUGCAUCUCACAAAGAAUCCUUGAAGAACCCUUCCUCCAAACAAGUGUUCAAUGGAUGAGAAGGGCUCUUAAUUGAACCCUUAGUCUUACUAUAAGAAAACCCUUGAAGAACCUCUCUUCAAAAAAGGGUUCCUCAGAAGCAAAUGGUUCUGGGUAGAACCUUGGCCCUUCAGUACAAACCCUUUUGGAACCUUUAUUUCUAAGAGUGUGUCUCUUGUAUAUAUUCCAGGUCAGUGUUGGAGAUUAAACUUUGAUGAAAAAAUGUGAAUUUCAGACCUCAAACAGCGUUUUGUCAAAUGUUAUUACAAACCGAGGCCAUAUGUACAUAUAUCUCUCUCACACCAAAACGACGUUCCAUGCUUCCAUGUGCAAGAAUGUUUGUAUUUAUUUUUCGCUCCUCCCGCGGCGGAGAAUGUCUUUUAUAUAUAAUAACAACAACAUAACAGUGUGUUUGUGCCCAAGGGGAAGGAAUCAGAGUAUUGUUUGUGUUUGAUUUAGUUAGGAUUCCUCACUGAAACUCUCCUCCACCACCUCGCUCCCACUCCUCUGCUUGUAAGAUACUGUAAAAAUAACUCCAGCCUCCUUCCGACGCUACUCUUUGCAUGCUCGACCGAGAAAACACUACUGAGUAAAAUAGCUGCAUAGCACUACCCGCCACACGGCAUCUAUCUUGUGAAGAUUUUAAACCCAGACUUCAUUACCUUUUGAAUCUAUAUAUUUUCUCUGACCCUUUCACUCCUCUUCCCACCUGGUGUAGUCUCUCUGCACUUCCUGCACUGACUUGGGACGAUUGUGUUGCUGGACUUUUUAUCAGUACGAGUAGCUGACAUGAUGCACAAAAGAAUUAAGAUAAAUAAUAAAGGAGAAUAGACUUUGCUGUGUUUUAAGCACUUGUAUCGUGAGUUUAACAGCUGCACACAUGGACUGAGAAAAAAAAUCACAUUGCCAAAUAUUUUGAUAGAUUUUGCAGAUGUGGUUCGACUUGACGAUGAAUAUGGGAGCGUAUAGAGAUUGAAUGGGCACCUUGCUUUGUAGAUAUAAUGUGUGCUGCUUCAUGCAGAUCCUGCAGAUACCUACGCUCGCCUCACAGAGCAGCUAUGAUGACUCAUCCUGAAGGCAGACAGCGUUCAGUCAGUCAGUCGCCUUAAUGUCUCCUCUCUGCCCCUCUGUGCAUAGCGAGGGAUGACUGAGCCUUGUCUGUGUUGGAGAUCAUUCCACUACUUGGGCCAAUAAGCCAAGCCUUCCUGUCACUUAUCUCGUGUGUGUAAACGGCAUGUGCUACCAUGCCUGUCAGUGUGGUCGAUAUACAUAUAUAUAUAUAUGUAUAUCACCGCCGAAAUCAGUGCUGUCAGACUCUUGUGCUUACAAAGCUGUGCUUCUACUGGAGAGAGCUCCCUGUGUUUUUUCUGUGAGAAUGCCAUUUAUCGAUCGACUGGUGGAAAUGGGAAAAUUUCAGAGUGCAGCAUUCGAGGUGUGUGUGAUAACUGUGCUCUCAAAUUGGGGGCGUGCAAUUUCUACAUGUCGCCAGCAAAUCAAUCUUUGAAUCCUCCCCUAUUUCAAGCUUUCAGAGUCCAAGAACGCUGUUGUGCAGACUUUUAAUAUAUACCUGUAAAAUAUAAACUGAUUAUUUAAAUAAAAUAAUUAUUGUAAAACCAUAACGCUAACAGGCUUCAGUGAAAAGGGAGGAACAGACACUAAACAGUGCUGCUGGUUUUAAAAAGAUAAUCAGAUUUCUUCUCAUGUUUUUUUUGUUUUAUUUUAUUGCACAUAAGUGGUGUGAAGUUGUAGUACUAGUGUUACCCUCCAGAUGAGAUUUUCUUUGUGGCCUGCUCAUAGAAAGGUGUCAUAUUUAUAGUAGCUUGCAGGGUACUUGCAGUCGCAGAUACCCACCGGCCAAUGAAACAAACCCAGCUGUUUUUAUUUCGUUUUGAUGGAAACUAAUGAAAGCUUUUGGUGUGCACUGGUACACUUCUCAUGUCAUAACAUCCGAUUACUUGUUAGUAACUUAUAAAUACUUGACAGAAGAUUAUUUAUUGUGACAUUUGCUAAUUUUUUGCCCAUCCAUCAUUUUGUCAGGAUUUUUUAAUGGUUGAUAUUUUUUGUGUUGUAAUGUACGUCAUGGUUUUGAAAUGUAACUGUACAGUCUCAAGGAAAGAAUGUAACAAGUGGGAGUUUUGCAUUGUAUAUAACUGUAAUUAUUUAUGUUGAUUCUAUCAUUUGUAUCAUAUCAAUGCCUUGUACAGUGUUUUUUUUUCUUUUUUGUUUUAAAAUUAUUUUGUAUUUUA
Epinephelus lanceolatus (giant grouper) is the source of this 11257-nucleotide messenger RNA. RefSeq names its product tau tubulin kinase 2a (gene ttbk2a). NCBI's taxonomy places the organism in Eukaryota, Metazoa, Chordata, Actinopteri, Perciformes, Serranidae. The record is from RefSeq and is a predicted model, not a curated record. Gene Ontology annotation, biological process: protein phosphorylation. Gene Ontology annotation, molecular function: protein kinase activity; ATP binding.